Aspergillus steynii IBT 23096 is the source of this 2151-nucleotide messenger RNA. Its product is annotated as putative acetate-CoA ligase. The record is from RefSeq and is a predicted model, not a curated record. The coding region runs from base 1 to 2151 and encodes 716 amino acids. NCBI's taxonomy places the organism in Eukaryota, Fungi, Ascomycota, Eurotiomycetes, Eurotiales, Aspergillaceae. The transcript has 3 exons.
AUGGCUCCCAGGGUGCCGAUGCAGCCACAUCUCCAGGAUGAGGUUCUUCGCGAAAGUUUACAGAACCCACAGGAGUUCUGGGCGCGCCAGGCAGAGCACCUCCAUUGGCACAAGAGGCCAGAAGCCACCCUCCGAUCGGCCCAGAAGACACUUCCAGAUGGCUCUGUGCACCCCACUUGGGAGUGGUUCUCCGGUGGCGAGAUAUCGACCUGCUACAACUGCGUCGACCGUCACGUACUGGCCGGCAACGGGGACCAGGUGGCCAUAUACUACGAUAGUCCGGUGACCAAUACGAAGGAGAGAUAUACGUACAAACAGCUCCUUGAUGAGGUUGAAGCGUUAGCCGGGGCACUUAAACAAGAAGGUGUCAAGAAGGGCGACGUGGUAAUGCUGUAUAUCCCGAUGAUCCCCGCCGCCUUGAUCGGAAUCCUCGCAGCUAACCGUCUUGGAGCUAUUCACUCCGUUGUUUUUGGCGGCUUUGCACCGAAUGCGCUGGCUCAGCGGAUUGACGCUUGCCGGCCAGUUGCUCUCCUCACGGCCUCCUGUGGCAUCGUCGGGAACAGGCCUCCCAUCGCCUAUCAGCCACUGGUAGAGGAGGCGAUCGAGCUCUCUUCGCACAGGCCGGCGCGUACUGUUAUCUGGCAACGAGAACAACUGCGUUGGGAGAUCAAGGGCUGGUGGAGCGUGUCGUGGCGAUGGUUACGGAAUAUGAUCCUUGGAGGCGAGACAGCUUGCGCGAACCAAGUUUCCUGGCAAGAGUUGGCUAGCAGCGCAAAGGCGCGAGGGAUCAAUGCCGAUUGCGUAGCGGUCAAGAGCGAGGAUCCCGUGUAUAUUCUGCAUACCUCCGGGACGACAGGCGCUCCGAAGGGGGUGCGUCGCGACACCGGUGGACACGCCGUGGGCUUGCACUUAUCCAUCAGCUACAUUUUCAACAUUCAUGGCCCUGGAGACGUGUCCUUCACGGCGUCAGAUAUCGGCUGGGUUGUGGGUCACUCCUACAUCCUGUACGCACCGUUACUUGCGGGCGCGUCGACGGUGUUAUACGAAGGCAAGCCGGUGGGAACUCCUGAUGCGUCUGCCUUCUGGCGAGUUGUCGAGGAAUACAAGGUCAGUACGAUGUUCACGGCGCCGACGGCCCUUCGAGCCAUCAGAAACGAUGAUCCGAAUAACGAAUCGCUCUCGAGGAUUGGAGAGCGGGGAGGGCUACGAUCACUCAAAGCACUCUUCCUGGCGGGUGAGCGCUCAGAGCCGACCCUGAUAUCUAUGUAUCAAAACAUUCUCGAUCAAUAUGGCGCACCGUCCUGUCUCGUUAUUGAUAACUGGUGGUCCACCGAGGUCGGCUCGCCCAUCACGGCGCACGCACUCACACCGCACGCAGCGCAGGACCGCAAGACGACCCUACGCGACUAUCCCCAACCGCCUGUGAAACCUGGAAGUGCUGGGAAGUUGAUGCCAGGAUUUGAUGGACGCGUCGUCGACGACCAAGGGACUCAAGUAAUGCCCGGGUCUAUGGGAAAUAUUGUCUUGGGAUUGCCGCUGGCGCCGACCGCAUUCCGCACGCUGUGGGGUGACGAGGAACGAUUCUACAAGAGCUACCUGAAGCGAUUUGGUGGGAAGUUUUUCGAUACUGGAGACGCAGGAUGGGUUGAUCAGGAGGGAUAUGUGCAUGUGAUGAGUAGAAACGACGACGUGCUGAACGUCAGUGCCUAUCGACUAUCAAGCGGAGCCAUCGAGCAAGCUAUCUCUUCUCAUCCAUUGGUGGCAGAAGCCUGCGUCGUCGGUAUUCCGGACGAGAUCAAGGGCCAGCUGCCAUUCGCAUUCAUUAGUCUCACUCAAUCGGACCACCCCGAGUCUGCUGUUGCUAUCGAGAUCCAAUCGCUCGUGCGCAAGCAAGUGGGCGCCUUUGCAUCGAUCGGGGGCAUGAUCUGUGGAAGAGGCAUGAUUCCUAAAACAAGAUCGGGGAAGACCCUACGACGGGUGCUCCGAGAAUUGGUCGAGAAUGGGGUACAUGGAGACUUUGCAAAAGAGGUUGCAGUGCCCAGCACCGUCGAGGAUGUGGCGGUGGUAGAGGUCGCACGAGCCAAGGUGAAGGAGUAUUUUGAAAAGAGCGGUGGGAAGCACAGGGCGAUCGAAGGCCGAGAAAAGUCAUAG